CGACGUGAAAUAAGGCCCGACUAGCUAACAUGCCACAUUCUGAACCUUCUGGGCACUGUCUGUUUCAACCUGCUUGCUGACUCCUGAGCCUGCUCUCAAUUUAUCCCCACGAAUCAAGGGUUACGAAACGAUUCUACACCAAUACUCUGCUACACUAGAAACGCCCUCGUUGGCUCUACCAAGCCCAUCAGCACUUUGACCAAUUUGACUCUGCGAUUGACUUUCGUAGUGAUUACGAUUACAAUCCUCAGCGCCUCUCACAGCACGAGCUCGGUAACACAAGGGAAUAUACCUACAGCGGGAGGUGGCGCUAGCAAUGCCCGUCCCGUUUUGGUGGCUGCAAAAACACUAUCAAGAUACAAAGAUACAUCAGACCACUUUUUGCAACGACCGUCAACAACCAUCGUCACCAUCCGAAGCUCCAGAACGUGUCAAAGCUAUCCACCUUUGACUCGUUCUUGGCUCAUAUGUGCCAACAAGAAACAAGAGCUAAUAAGCUAGCCAACCUUACUUGGGCACCUAUACCGAUCUCCCCUUCUGUGCCGCCGGCGGAGGAUGAGAUAUCGACGUCCUCCAGGCAGACCACUUCGCUGCUCAUCCCAUCCCAUUCCACUGUCCUGUCCGGUCCGUCUUCCUUGCUCUCUUCCGCUCCUUAUGCCUCUUCUGAAUAGGCAGGGUAGGUUAGGCAAUUGAGAACGUCCCCCACGCACGCCACUAUCUUGGCCUUCGCUCAUCUCAUUACCCAUCUGUGUCUGAACUUUGAGCCGCCCAGCUACCUCCUACGGUACUACGUGCCAUCCAAUCCGUAACAGUGGUAAUUUACACCCACGCCCUCGCCCUCGCCCUCAGCCGUGCAGAAAACCUAUCCCAUCUCCCUCGUACUCCAAUUGGAUCACCAUCCUGCUGUAACCUCUGCUGAUCUCGUCAACGGCCGUCUACCCAUACGUAGUAGCUCCAUGGGCCAUGGGUUUACGUUACCCUACCCAAUCUGCGGCAAAGACUUCAAACUAAGCAUGGUAUAGUAUGUACAUACAUGUUGUAGCAUGUAGCAGGUAGGAAUAGCAUAGCCUUUCCCUUCGGCGUUCUCUCACCGCACUCCCCGUUAUGCUCUAUACCUACCUCUCUUCUCCUCUUUCCUUGGCAACCCUUUCAGCUUUCUCAUAUAAGAAGUCUUGGAAGCUCUGCGUAUAGAGUUCUCUCCUUUGUUCUUUUCUUCUCAUCUCUCAUCCGAAGAGUUCAACCUCACUUACAGCUCUUACAACCUCAUCACUUAUAUAUAUAUAUAUAUAUAUAUAUCCUAAUCACCCUACCCCAAUGACUGAGGAAGUCAAAUCUAUCUCGCCCUUCGGCAUUGCCCGCUCAACUGUCAAGGGCGAGCCUCUCUCCAAGGAGGAGAUCCAGCAGUACAAUGACUUCUUCAAGGCCAGCUGCUACCUCUCCUUAGGUAUGAUCUACCUCAAGGAGAACCCUCUUCUUCGAGAACCCCUCAAAGCCGAUCAUCUCAAGCUUCGAUUGCUUGGUCAUUUUGGCUCUGCCCCCGGCCAAAUUUUCACAUACAUGCACUUUAACCGUCUGAUCAAGAAGCACGAUCUUGACGCUCUCUUCAUCUCUGGUCCCGGACACGGUGCCCCCGCUGUCCUGUCUCAGUCUUAUCUGGAGGGUGUCUACACCGAGGUGUACCCCGACAAGACUCAAGAUGCUGAGGGUAUGCAAAAGUUCUUCAAGAGCUUUUCGUUCCCCGGUGGAAUUGGCUCCCAUGCUACUCCGGAAACCCCCGGAUCUCUCCACGAGGGUGGUGAACUGGGUUACUCCAUCUCACAUGCUUUUGGUGUUGUCUUCGAUAACCCCAACUUGAUUGCUCUUACUAUGGUCGGUGAUGGUGAGGCCGAGACUGGUCCCCUGGCUACCGCCUGGCACAGCAACAAGUUCCUCAACCCAAUUGUUGACGGUGCUGUCCUCCCUGUUCUUCACCUCAACGGUUACAAAAUCAACAACCCUACAGUCCUUGCUCGAAUCUCACACCGAGAACUCGAAUGCCUCUUCAUCGGUUAUGGCUGGCAGCCAUACUUUGUUGAGGGUGACGAUGUUGAGACUAUGCACCAGGCUAUGGCUGCUACUCUCGAGCACUGCGUGGACGAGAUUCGAAAGAUUCAGAAGGAGGCUCGUGAGUCCGGCGAGGCCAAGCGACCUCUGUGGCCCAUGAUCGUUCUCCGAAGUCCCAAGGGCUGGACUGCCCCUCGAAAGGUUGACGACAACUACCUGGAAGGUUACUGGCGAGCUCACCAGGUCCCCAUCGCAGACCCCGCCACAAACCCUGCUCACCUCAAGGUCCUUGAGGAUUGGAUGCGAAGCUACGAGCCUGAUCGUCUAUUUGACGAGUCUGGCGCGCCUAUUGCCUCUCUCCGUGCUCUUGUGCCUGAAGGUAACCGACGAAUGAGCGCCAACCCCGUCGCCAACGGUGGUGCACUCAGGAAGCCGUUGAGAAUGCCCAACUUCAAAGACUAUGCCAUCAAGGUUGACAGCCCCGGAAAUGUCAUGAACGCCAGCAUGACCAACAUGGCUGUCUUCCUCAAGGAUGUCAUUGCUGAGAACCAGACAAACUUCCGUCUCUUUGGUCCUGAUGAGACUGAGUCUAACAAGCUUGGCGGUGUCUACGCUGCCGGAAAGAAGGUCUGGAUGGGCGAGUACUUUGAGGAGGAUGCCAACGGUGGUAACCUUGCCAAGGCUGGCCGUGUUGUUGAGAUGCUUUCGGAGCAUAACUGUGAAGGCUGGCUCGAGGGUUACCUCCUUAGUGGUCGUCACGGUCUUCUCAACAGUUACGAGCCUUUCAUUCACGUUAUUGACUCUAUGGUCAACCAGCACUGCAAGUGGAUCGAGAAGUGUCUCGAGGUUGAGUGGCGAGCCAAGGUUGCCUCUCUUAACAUCCUCUUGACUGCCGUGGUCUGGCGUCAAGACCACAACGGUUUCACUCACCAAGAUCCUGGUUUCCUCGACGUUGUCGCCAACAAGAGCCCCGAGGUUGUCCGCAUCUACCUUCCUCCUGAUGGCAACUGCCUGCUUUCUGGUAUGUCUAACUCGCGAUCUUAGUCUGAUCUUGACUAACUUGUCACAGUCAUGGACCACUGUCUUCGAUCAGUCAACUACGUUAACGUUGUCGUUUCUGAUAAGCAGGAGCAUCUUCAGUACCUCUCCAUGGACGCUGCCAUCGAGCACUGCACCAAGGGUAUUGGUAUCUGGCCUCAGUUCUCCACCGAUGCUGGACAGGAUCCCGACCUGGUCAUGGCCUCUUGCGGUGAUAUUAGCACCCACGAGUCCUUGGCUGCCAUUGAUCUCCUGCUUGAGCACUUCCCUGAGCUCAAGAUUCGAUGCGUCAACGUUGUCGAUCUCUUUAAGCUGAUCCACCCCAGCGACCACCCCCACGGUCUUCCCGACUCUGAGUGGACCAGCCUCUUCACUGAUGACACUCCUGUCAUCUUCAACUUCCACAGUUACCCCUGGAUGGUGCACCGCCUGACAUACAAGCGUCCUGGUAGCCGCAACCUCCACGUUCGCGGUUACAAGGAGAAGGGCAACAUCGACACGCCCCUCGAGCUUGCCAUUCGCAACCAGACUGAUCGAUUCAGUUUGGCUAUCGAUGCUAUCGACCGCAUGCCUCAACUCCACAACCGGGGCGCCUCGGCCCGCCAGGCUCUCCUCAAUGCACAGAUCCAGGCCCGUAACGAGGCUUUCGAGACAGGCAUGGACCCUCCCUUCCUCAAGAACUGGACCUGGAAGCGCAAUGGCCUUUGGAAGAAGGUUGCCGACGGCCUUGUCUCUCGAUAGACGGAUAUAGAAACAUUAUACAGGUCAAGGAGAAACGGAUGCAACCCAUCGUUGGAUAUCCCUUCACGGUACCAGAGAUUUCUAGACGGAAACGAAUAGAUGAAAUAAAUUCAACAAAAAUAAGACGGUGGGCGUUGCUGGACGGUCGGUUAUCAUGUUAACAAGAUGUUAUGGCUUUCCUAUUUCUUCUCAUCUCUUUUACGAAUUUCCAUAGUUAUGCAAUACGAAUCGUUCAAAAUAGUUCCCACGAAACACUCAAUUCUGAACUGCCUCUCUCUUCAUAUGAUACUGCGUCAUGCCCAGAUCAGGGAACUCACUUGUUCCAACGACCCUGAACCCAAACUUCUCAUACAGGCCCCUUCCUUCGCUAGAGCUAUUCAAAUAAGACAUCCAACCUUCUCGAUUGGCUUUCUCGACACCAAAUCUCAUUAGCGCAGAUCCUACGCCCCGUCGCUGUGCUUCUUUUGCAGUGGCGAUCGUGCUUAGGAACCAAUGCCUCUCACCAGCGACGUGUUUGAAACUCGCAUCAGCAUUCCUCUGAAAGAAAUCCGCCGCGGUCGCUUGGUCUCCUGAAGCAGGAAACGUAGAAGGGUCGAUCUGCUUCCCCGACAAUGGUGGGUUUUCUCUGCGAACCCAGCGCGCCCAGCCGAGGAUUUUAGAAUCGUCCUCUGCGACGAGCAUGAAAUUGUCAUCCUUGUCGUCGAUGUUGGUUUGGAGAAAUGAGGUUUGGAAAGCUUGGACAUCAGGAUAUGAUGGGGAGAAGCAACGCUUGUUUAGAGGCGAGGAAGAGAAUGCGGAGAAGAAGACGGCAAGCAUUUGGGGGAUAUCUUGGGGCGUUGCUGGGCGGAUUGUUAUGGGUGACAUGAUUGCGGUUGGUGAUAGAAAUCAAGGUUGGUGAAAGGUUGAAGUUGUGAUUUAGGUAAAAUGAAGGGAAUGUUGGUAUAAGUUCUUUGGCCAAUGGGGUGAGUCACGCCGAUAAAGCAAAAGCAUCUUCGCCUCUGUUAAGAUAUCAACCAGUCAGCCGCAAACACUAAUACAGAGCAUCUCCUCUCACUGCGCGCGUCACUUCUGAUGCUGUCACAAGCACAGCAAGGAACCAGGCCGGCACAAGAGCGUAGGUUUACACACUGACUAGCCUUUCUCUAAUUUACUACUACAAGUAUUGGUCAACUCAAUCAUGGCUUGUGAUUCGCCAGACAACUAGCUGAAGGCGACUAUGUUCUUCAACUAGGUCAGUUUCCUGACUAGUCCAGACACUCUCGUAGUAUUCCCAUAAUUAAUUCCGACUUCCUGAACGCCCCGUUGCCGUGCUAUAUCGCUCUAACCAAGAUAACUGCUUUACAGCUACAGAGCCUUGACUGACUGAAAGAAGGGGUUUGCCUGCAGCUCUGCAUUUGCCCCAACAAGCUCUUUCAAAGCAGCGACUUGCUCCUCGCGGCUCAUAUUCCCUGCCUUGACCUUAUCCUUCCACUCCACCAAGACUCGCUUGAGCAUGGCACUACCCGUCUCAACGUCUUGCUUGCUGUACUGCAGUGCUAAAUCUUCGUGCUUGGUAGUAAAGUCCUCAAGCUCGUCUGCCUUGCGUUUGGCCAUACGGACAACCUUGUCCGGGAAGCGAACUAGCUCGGCGACGUGGAUGCCGAAACUCUGGUCACACACACCUGGUGCGACCUUGUACAGCAACGUCACUUCGCGCUUCGCAUCCGCUUCUGAAGUCGCUGCUGCGCUAGUGCCGCCGAUGUGCGCCGUGACAUGGAGGUUCUGUACUUGCGGAUACUGGUCGGCGAGAGCUGUGAGUUCGUGGAAGUGAGUGGCAAACAUGGCAGAGCAGCCGAUCUCCUUCACGAUGUGCUCUGAGAUAGCCCAUGCAAGACCGAAUCCGUCGUAUGUCGAUGUACCACGCCCAAGUUCGUCAAUAAUGAUCAAGGACUCUGCCGUAGCUGACUUGAGGAUGUUGGCAGUUUCAAGCAUCUCGGCCAUAAAGGUCGAGACACCCUUGAGCUGCGAAUCGCUAGCACCUACACGUGCCAAUAUGGAGUCAUAAAUGGUCAACUCGGCUUCUGCGCAAGGCACGAAACACCCAACCUGCGCCAUAAGUGCAAUGACGCCCGUUUGUCGGAUGUAGGUUGACUUGCCACCCAUAUUGGGGCCGGUAAUGAUGAGGAAAGACGACUUGUCACGAGUAAGCUCAAUAUCGUUCGUGAUAAACUGAACAUCGUCCUGGAGUUCCAUGCAAGGAUGGCGGGCUUCGCGAAGUAUCGUCUGGCCCUCGCCACGAGCGUGGAUCUUGGGUCGGACAUACGACUCAGGGGCAUGGACUGAGGCGUGGGAAAGGGAAACGAUUACGUCAAGGUGGGCAAGAACACCAGCUAGGCGCUCUAGAACUGGGCAGUAGGAGGAAGCAACUUGAACAACUUCGUGAACAAGACUGCUUUGUGUUCUGUUGUAGUUCUGAGAUAGCUGAUCAUACUCGCGACGAUAAGCCUGCAGCUUCUUGGUCGUGAAAUAAACACCGUUUUUUUGUGUCGAGCACUCUUGAUACUUGGAGUUGUUUCGAAUGCAGCCAGCCUCUUGUCGUGUGAGACGCAUGCAAACUCCGUGUACCUUGUGGCUGGUCUCAAGGAAGAUCUUCUUGUCGGGAUCUUGGCCUAGGUCUUUAGCCGAAGCCGUGAACUCGGCACGAAUAUCCUUGUCAAGCUGGUCAAGUUUCUUUCGGAUGAUACGCAAGCUUUUAUCAAAAUCGGCUUUAAUGAUGUACUCAUGUCGAUCAAGAGCGUCGAGAUCAACGGUUUGCUCCACCAUGUCCUGCAACUUGCCCAAGCUAUCAGAAAGGUCGCGAAGCUUGAUAGUGUAUGCCUCGUCGAGGGGGUCUUUAUAAUUCUCAUCCAUGACACCUUCAAAUGUGCCAAUAAAGCCAGGUAGACGGAUGACAACCUGAUAUGCGCGGACGACGUCCUCCAGGUUAGCUUUGCCUCGCUGGAAGCGCUUUGAAAGUCUGUAAAGGUCAGGAAUGGAUCGAAGGUGUUCCUCCUGGAGUGUCUGUCGGAGUUCAGUAUCAACAUAGAAAGCUUCCACCAACUGUUGACGCUUCUCAAUCUCCGUCUUGCUCAUCAAAGGCUGCUUCAACCACUGUGCCAAGAGUCGACUACCAACUGGUGUCUUGCAGUGGUUGAGUACACCAAAGAUGCUCAUCGUUUUGGAUCCAUCUCGAGGACCUGGCAUAAGGUUAAGGGCCUUUAGAGCAGCAGCAUCUAGCUUCAUGAAAUGUGCCAGGUCAUGUUGGUAUAGCUGAUAUUGGCCAAAGUUGGAAGGAUCCUGCAGAACGCCGAGGUAUUUGAUCAGAGAUGCAGCAGAUCCCAUGGCCAGCUUAAGAUCAGUCUGUGGGAGAAGAGAAGCCGAUCGCUCAUCCUUGAGCAGACGUGCCAGGUCUUGUUCAAUAUCCCGGGUUCCAAAGUCGCCAGCUGGUCUCUCUGCGAUAGCCACACCGCAAUUAUCAAUAAUCUUCUUCAGCUUGGACAAUUCGGGAUCCUUCUCCUUUUCGCUCUUGUCAAUCUGUAUCAAACACUCACGGACACCAAGCUGGAUAAGGAGUGCCUCGAAAUUGGAGUAGAGGUCGUUGUCGAGAAAUUCGCUUACACCAAGCUCGCGGACGCUGGCAUCGGCGAAGCAAACACCGACAUUUCGAGCUUCGGAGGCCUUUGUGGAGAUUUUGACGGCGAGAAUCAUAGGCGCAGACUCAACCUGGCCUCCAAGGUCAUCCUCAACAUCUU
This is a messenger RNA of Fusarium odoratissimum NRRL 54006, 7592 nucleotides long. RefSeq names its product phosphoketolase. The transcript is spliced from 2 exons. The coding region runs from base 1315 to 3087 and encodes 590 amino acids. The record is from RefSeq and is a predicted model, not a curated record. NCBI's taxonomy places the organism in Eukaryota, Fungi, Ascomycota, Sordariomycetes, Hypocreales, Nectriaceae. Gene Ontology annotation, biological process: carbohydrate metabolic process. Gene Ontology annotation, molecular function: aldehyde-lyase activity.